CCUCACUUCUAUCCCGCCGCGAUUGGCACUGGGGCUCCUGCCGAGCCGGGCCUGGGCACGUCCCUGCGAAAGCUCGCUGAGGCGGGUUUGUAGGGCUCCCGAGUACUGCGGCACGGUCGGUGCCGACCCGUCUUGGGGAUACCUACAGCCCCCCGCUCCCUCACAGUCCCACGGCUCUCCCGUGUUCCCCUCGCAAGAGCUUCUUGGACUCCCCUGGGAGAAUGAGGGGUGACAGAGUCGUGCUGGCCAGCCUGGGACUGCCACACCCCUGGGGCUGUGCUGGCACAGGCCUUUUCCCUUGCAAAUGCUUUACAAGCUGCUAAUGUGAAAUUUUCUGCUGCAAAGAGCUAACGAUGCUUGAAAACCUGAUGACUACUUACACCAGUUUUACAUUUGGAGAGACCUUUUUAGCACUUAAGGCCCUCAGACUGAUAGAUUUUUGCUAAGAGACAGUCUUCCAUUACAGUGUUUUCUCAGUUGCAUAAGAAGCCGAAGACUUCUAAUAACGUUAACAAAAUUGAAGCAGACGUAAAUGAAGUGUGGGCAGUCAUGGAAUCUGCUUAAAAUGUUCAGUACUGCUCAUUCAAUUUUGUACAAGUUUACUUAUUCUGUUGUUAGACAAACUCAACAAGGAUUAAGAUAACCAAUAAAGGAUUAGACAGAUUUAGGCUAAGCUAUUUAAAGACAAUGCAAUGUUAAUUAAACUGACUUAAGUAAUUCAGAUUAAUCAGUGAUGCUUCAGACACUAACUGAAGAAAAAGACGACAGAAGUCUGGCCAGAGAUGAGAAGAACAAUUUAAACACCAGUUUGUAUCUUGAUUAUUGGCCUCUACGCGCUUUGAAUGAAGGCACAAUGGAGCACAGUUCCCAUGCGGUGUAUCUAACCUUAAAUGCAUCUAAGCAGCUCCCUACAAUCAUGGCAAGAAAGUUAAUGUUUUUGAUGUCUUGCGUUGAAAAGAUAGUUAUCCGUCAGGCCUACGAGCAGACUUUAUGAUCAUCCUCAACUGGGAGAGGGAAGAACAUGCCCAAGGCCAGGGCGGGCGGCGCAGAGGAGGCGAGUCCCGAGAGCGCCGAGAGGAAGGGCCCCGGCCGCCCCCGGGCCGGCGGGGAGAAUGUGUUUAUUGGUCAAUCCAAAAUCUACAGCUACCUGAAUCCUAACAAAACUCCUGGUGCUCGCUCCCCGCUUCAAGAGGAAAACUCUGUCAUGUAUCACGAGGUGAAAUGUCAGGGCAAAACACUAAACGAAACCUACAGGAAAGGAGAUGAGAAAAAGAAUGGUGGCAAUAUAAUUGAAGGUGCUAUGAAACCAGAAGACCAGAAAGAUAAAGAAAGUGGGUGCAAUGCUUCGGUGCCCUCCUCUGAUCAAAACCAAGAAACUGUAGAAACCCAAAAGACACCCCUGCCUUCAGACUGUGCUGAUGAGGCCAAUGCAAAGCCAGCUCAGAAAAAGAUGGUUAAAGCAAAACGUGGACCAAGGAGGAAAACGCAAGGGAGGACACCAAAUCGAAAAGUGACAGAUUAUUACCCAGUUAGAAGAAGUUCCAGGAAGAGCAAAUCUGAAUUGGAGACUGAGGAGAGGAGGAAAAUAGAUGAGCUAAUUACAAGUGGGAAGGAAGAAGGAAUGAAGAUUGAUUACAUCGAUGGCAAAGGGAGAGGAGUCAUUGCUACUAAACAUUUUAAUCGAGGAGAAUUUGUAGUUGAAUAUCAUGGGGAUCUCAUAGAGAUCACUGAUGCUAAAAAGCGAGAAGCUCUGUACGCUCAAGAUCCAUCCACAGGCUGCUAUAUGUACUAUUUUCAGUACCUCAGCAAAACGUACUGUGUUGAUGCUACAAAAGAAACUAAUCGUCUGGGAAGACUGAUUAAUCACAGCAAAUGUGGCAAUUGUCAAACAAAGCUUCAUGACAUCGAUGGUGUGCCUCAUCUCAUAUUGAUAGCUUCCAGAGACAUUAAAGCAGGUGAAGAACUGUUGUAUGACUAUGGAGACAGAAGCAAAGCUUCCAUUGAAGCUCAUCCAUGGCUGAAACACUAAUUCAUCUUCUUUGUUUGGGGUUGUUUCUUUUUGUUUUUUGGACUGAGCGCUCUGCAAGGAGCCAGUGGAUGUUUUUUUUUUCCCCUGUCCUCACUUCCCUCAGCUUUCUUAGCGGACUGCUUAUGGUGUUCUGAGCUCCUUAAAAACUACCUUUUUGCUUUGCAGUAUUUAAUUACCUAUUACAGUUUUCCAGGCAGGCUUGAAUAAUUGAUCUUAGAUUGCCAAAACUUCCAUAUCGUGAAAGGAAACUCUCCCUAAAAUUUGAAUACUUCUGCGUAGUGACCGGUGCCACUUGAGCAUGCAGUCAGAGACUUGCACAGAAACUUCAUCACUUGGGUUGUGCUUCUGCUUUUGCGAUGAAAUCUCAUGCUCCACUUCGUGGGGCGAUGAACUUGGCAUUAGCUUUAUGACAGCAGAUGUACUUCUGUACUCUGACUCGUACAUCCAACGGCUUGACUGCUUGUCAGACUGUUUUUUACAACCCAGUGCUGACAGGCUUCUCUGAGACGGAUGCGACUGUUUCUAUCGUUUUCAAAUAAUUUGUGGUAGGGAUCCAGUUUUUCCAGUGUCAUAUCUCAUGUUGGCAAUGAACUUUAAAUGCACUGGCGCUGAGGGAAAUGGAUGGUCAAAUUGGCUGCUUUCCUCAGAGAAAUGACUCCAAGCCAAAUGAGGAUGGAUUUUGACAGACUGGGUUGAUACUGAUCAGAAUUGUGAAGAUAGAACUUCACAGAGAGAAUCAAUGUUUGACAUUACUUAUUUUCUAAAAUUUAAGAUGGUACCUUUUUAUAAUUGAUGGCUGAUUCUUGGAGGUGUCUCCCAGAGGAUUUUAAAGACGUAAAAGAAAAAGCUGUCUCCAAAAAUUUUUUAUUACCUUCCUAUGCUAAUUAGCCACAUCAGAAGCUAUUUAUUUACUGUGAAUGCUUGAAGUAGAGCAUAGCGGUUCCAAAAAUAGGAGUCCUCUUCAUAUGCAGCUUCAAACUGAAAUGAUGGAGUUCAUGCAAUGAAGAAAGUAGAUUCCUUAUUGCCUGGUCCUGUAGGUCUGUCCAGCUUGGUCUGGUCCCACUGUCUUAAAUGGGAGUCGAGUGCUCAGCAUCUGACGAUGUUUGUAACGUUACUGUUGGAGAACCAAAUCUGUGAUAUAGGCGGGCAAUACAAUGCAGGUCCUUUAUGUUAAAGAUGAAUUCUUACCAGUCGGAAUUUUUGCCAAGGCAGGCUUGGCAUGUGUGUAGAUGAAAAUGGCUGUGAGCCAUCAGCCACGCUUGCUGCUGGAAGAUGUCAGCAAGGGAUCUGUGGCUCUGUUAAUGUCUCCUGUUCCUCAUGUCUUGAAGGCGGCUGCUGUUCCAGCUAAUGCCCUCUAGGACAAUCUUAUGUGCUUGCCUAUGUGAUAGGUCAAAUAGCAACAACAUCCUGGUUGUAUGCUCCAGCAGCAAGAGAGGUGGCUUAGUGAUGUAUUUUUUAAAUUAAAAACUUGAAGACAAUGUCUCUGUAAAAUAAAGAAUAUAUUUAUUAUUGAUGAAGUGGCUGCUAUAGUACCUGUCUCCUUUGCAGAUCAUUAGCAUUUUGAAAGAAAGCUGUGAAAAUCAUUAGCCAUAAAAUGCUUUAUAUUAUUUCCUACUUAACACAAGGCAAGCUCAUCAGAGAUAGCCUGUGUAUUUUCACCAUUUCUGAAGAAUUAACUGGAGACCUGUUAUCUCACAUGUACUGAGUUACAGGUAAGGUUUGUUGGCUGACUUAUUUGAGUUGGCACUGAUUUCUUUUUCUCUGGUCUCAGUAACAGAGACUACAGCAGUGUACAGUAUCCUGUUUUAUUAGAGCACUUCCCUGAAGUCAAAAUUGGAAUAAAAUGCUUCCUUUCUUUUUUUAUUUAAACAUUUGCUUGUUCUCUAUCAGGUCAAAUAGCUUAAAACUGUUCUUCAGCGUCACUUUUCUAAACAAGAAAGGGGGAAGAUCUCUCCCUAAUUUACAUUUGAAAAAAAAUUGUCUUUGAAAUGCUUAACUGGUAAUCAAGUAGCACUGCAUCGGAAGAUGGUAAUAAAGCUGAUGUUGCACUGAA
Messenger RNA from Calidris pugnax (ruff), 4082 nucleotides. RefSeq names its product lysine (K)-specific methyltransferase 5A (gene KMT5A). Gene Ontology annotation, molecular function: protein binding; histone H4K20 methyltransferase activity. The coding region runs from base 1022 to 2029 and encodes 335 amino acids. The record is from RefSeq and is a predicted model, not a curated record. NCBI's taxonomy places the organism in Eukaryota, Metazoa, Chordata, Aves, Charadriiformes, Scolopacidae. The transcript is spliced from 8 exons.